AUGACGGUGCCAACAACGACAUUUGUUGCGGCGCGGUCGCCGAGGGACUCGACCAUCCUCAAGAUCCAAGACGACGACGGAAAGGCCGACGCACCCACCGAUGUCGUCGAAGGCUGCUCCGUGCCGUUUAUGUUUCUCAUGUGUGCGCCAUGCAUGGCCAUGAACAUGGCGUGGGCUGCGCAGUGGGCAGCCCUGGGUCCGCUGCUUCAAAUUCUGUUGCCGUCGACCGCAGUGCAGCUCGUCCAGCUCGUCGGCCCCGUCACCGGCGUCAUUGUCACGCCGGUCGUCGGCGUCCUCA
Messenger RNA from Saprolegnia parasitica CBS 223.65, 298 nucleotides. RefSeq lists its product as hypothetical. The annotation marks the transcript as partial. The record is from RefSeq and is a predicted model, not a curated record. NCBI's taxonomy places the organism in Eukaryota, Oomycota, Saprolegniomycetes, Saprolegniales, Saprolegniaceae. The transcript has a single exon.